AAGAAACUGAGGUGCAGAUAGGGACCAGAUGCAAAAAGGACUCUUCAUGAAUUUAUUAAUGACCAGAGAGACAGGUUUCUACUUGAGUAUUGUCUGUCGACCAAAAGAAGCACAAUUAAAAAGUUUGAAAAACACAUAGCAACAAAGGAAAGACAACUUAGAAAGGCAGAAAAAAAGCUCGAAGAUGAUGCAAUGGCCUUUGAGGAGUUCCUUCGAGAAAACGAUCAGAGAUCUGUAGAUGCUCUCAAAAUUGCAGCACAAGAAACACUAAACAAACUCCAAAUGACAGCAGAGCUAAAGAAAGCCAGCACUGAGGUACAGGCCGUGAAGAGUGAAAUAGCAAAAACAGAAUUCCUCCUUAGAGAGUACAUGAAAUAUGGAUUUUUUCUACUGAAAUUGUCUCCAAAACAGUGGCAAAUCCAGCAAGCACUAAAAAGCUCAUCAAAAAAUAAUGCCAUCAUUCCAAAAAUAUUAAGAAAUGCCUCGCUGGGUUCAAAUAAAAGAGAGGACAGCAUCGAUGUGGUAGAGACAUUAGCUUCAGACGACUAUUCUACGGCAAGAGGGAGCCAAGGAAAGUCCCGCAAGAAGCCCACCCUCAACCCCGAGCCUAGGAAAUCAUCCUUGACAAACCGGCCUGACAGUAUCAGCUCUGAAGACAGUCUGGAAUUUUUUCUAGAUGAUGACAUUGACUUUGAUCUGGAGCCAGAGCUUUAUUUCAAGGAACCAGAAGAGUUACUUCAAGUUCUCACAGAGCUAGAAGAGCAGAAUCUUACUUUGGUCCAAUAUUCCCAAGAUGUAGAUGAAAAUCUUGAAGAUGUAAACAAAAGAGAAAAAGUUAUACGGGAUAAGAUAAAUAGCAACAUCGAUUUCCUGGUGGAGCACAAGGAAAUGCUUAGGGCUAACUGUGUAAGAGAAGAGGAAAAAGCGGCAGAAUUGGAACUGAGGUCCAGGCUCUUUAGUUUUGGAGAAUUUAAUUCGGAACAUCAGGAAAAACUGAUAGAUUCACUUAGUAAAAAAAUUAAUCAAGUGUAUAGAGUCUGCAUUGGAGAUGCGGAGGUUGGCAGCCUGAACGCAGUUCAAAAGCUGGUCAAAGUAGAGUCUCGCCUGGUGGAACUGAGUGACCUCAUCGAAUCUAUCCCCAAAGAAAGUGUGGAUGCAAUUGAGAGGAUGAAACAGAAGGAGCGGCGGCAAAAGUUGCGUGAAGAAAAAAUGAAAGAAAAACAAAAGUACCAAGAAGAAAGGCUAAAAGCUGCUCUGGAAAGAGCAGUAGCACAACCAAAGAAAAAGCUGGGAAGACGACUUAUCUAUCGUUCAAACCCUCCAUCUGGUAACAAACAUGAUCUUAUUUUAGUCAAUGAUCCAAGAACAAAAUCACUGGAAGAAGAAUAUUUUUUUAGUUGAAUAGGAGCAGUUUAAGACAUUUUAUUACCAGAAUGUUUUACAUAAAUUUUAUAGAUUUUGGCUUUCAUUAAUGGCAAUAUUCUGCCCCACAGUGUCCUAAUUAAUUUGAGGAAGAUAGGCCCGUAUUCUGCAAGCUAUAGGAUUGGGAAUGAGUUUUUCUUGUUGUUUUUGAAGCUUUUUAUUAUUCAUAUUGUUUUAUAUAGUUAAACAUUUAUAUUUAGUAUGGAGUUGUCUCAGUUGAGGAUAUAUAUCCCAAAUUAGAUGAAUUAUGAUUAAAGGGUAAUAAUGGCUUGUUUCUGACAACAUGAAAAUUUAAAUGAUGCAUUUUCUCAACAUACCUUUAGGGAAGUACACAGUAUAGUUAUUACUUUGGAAUAUACAUUUAACAAUGUAAAACUAAAAUAAAUGAAAAGUUUUGAGGAGUUUAAAACUUAAAGAGAAAUCUACUAGAUUAUGGUCUCAAUAUAACCAUGAGACUGAUUUUUGUUUCAUAUGAAGUUCUGUUCAGAAAACUUUAUUCUCAAGUGAACAAAGCAUAUGCCUCCCACCUAAAUGUCAGUUAAUGAUUUCUGUUGUGCCCUAUCUCCAGUCAUUUUAACUUUCAGAUGAUGUUUCAAUUUCAACUAUGAUAUGUGCAUUAUUUAGCUUAUACUGAUAGUUACCAUUAUUUUACUAAAUAAGAGUGUAUAUUAAGAAAAUGUUUAGCUUUACACAUUAAGUGGCUCAAAACUUUGCUUUAAAAAGGUCUGUUAAUAUAUAAUAACAAGGGCUGAAAUUUACUUUCAUAAAAAUUUCUUAAGUAUAUAAAUAACUAUCCCUUACAGAAAAAAAAUUAUUGGGCUUACAGAGGAAAAGCAACUUGAAUAUAAAGUCAGGUGGCUUUUAAAGCAUUAGUUCUGUGAAUCAACUUUCAACUGUUUCAACAUUUGAGCUUUGCAUGUAAAUAUCUGCAUAUGAAUAGUUCACAAAUCAAACUGAAAAACAAAAACAAGUCUUUAUUGUCUAGAAAUAUAUAUAAAAAAAAUCCCCAUGAAAGGUGCUAUUCUCUCAUCUCCCCAUCUUCUUCCUCUUCUUCAACACCUCUGAUAUAAAGGACAUUAUUACACCUGUAAAUAGAAACAGCCAUUUUGUUGUUUCAACCAAAAACCAUAUGAUCUGAAUUACUAUUGCUAGAUUUUUUCAUUAUGAAAAUAUUGCAUGCUAAAUUUACAUCAUAUGAUUUGUGCUUUUUUAAAAGAAAUGUUUCACAUGAUUUGUUUUUUAAAAAGCUUGCUUAAUUAUGGUCUUAUAUAUACAUAUAUAUUUUUUUACCAUGUGUUUGUCAUAAUGACAUUUUCAUAAAAUAAUUACUAGAAUUUGGAGGCUUGCUAGUACUAGAAAAUGAGUACACCAAAAAUCUUUAGCAACCAGACUCAACUAAAUUUCAAAACUAAGCUCCUGUAAUAAGGUCAAUGAAAAAGGUUAUAUCUAAGAGCCAGAAAAUGUGAUAUUUACACUAGAAAAAACUUAAGGAUGAAUAGCUCCAAAGUAUUUAAACCUUACCUUUGACAAAUGUUAACAAUAUCAAAGACUUCUGAAGUCUAGUUGUAGAAUAUUAUGUUAAAUUAAUAGUGAUUCAAACCACAUAAUUCAAAUUGAGGUACUAAUUCUAACACUCACCACUAACUCUUUACAUAUACUACUGCUGUUUAUUACCUUAUUAAAACUUCACCCAGAUGUCCAGACAAUGCUCCAUCUAUGUAUUCUUCUGUAUUUGCAAGCUUUAAAUAAAAAGAAAUAUAUUAGUUUAGUUGCAUAGGAGAAAAAUACUGUAACACACUUAUAAUACUGGUGAGAGAACUUAUUAACUGAGACCUUUCUAUGCCAACAACUCAAAUUUACCUAUAAUUAGAAAAUGGGCUUUCUAUUACUAUUGUACUUUUGGUUUCAUAUGAACAUUCAAUAAAAUUAACAUUCAUGGAUGUGGAACUAAAACGUAAUAAAGCUUGUUUCAAUGUAAGUUGUUAAAUUCCCA
Messenger RNA from Sciurus carolinensis (gray squirrel), 3415 nucleotides. RefSeq names its product coiled-coil domain containing 38 (gene Ccdc38). The coding region runs from base 193 to 1401 and encodes 402 amino acids. NCBI's taxonomy places the organism in Eukaryota, Metazoa, Chordata, Mammalia, Rodentia, Sciuridae. The transcript is spliced from 13 exons. The record is from RefSeq and is a predicted model, not a curated record. Gene Ontology annotation, cellular component: centrosome.